Molecule: messenger RNA, 3260 nt
Organism: Periconia digitata
Lineage: Eukaryota; Fungi; Ascomycota; Dothideomycetes; Pleosporales; Periconiaceae
Source: the annotation of a GenBank genome assembly
UCGUUGUCUCCGCCGUGAUUUCACCUUCUCUCGUAUCCAGAUCUUCGUUCCUCCUCUUCACCACAACCCACUCACUCAUCAUGGAUCCCGUUAGUGCAAUCGGUCUUGCAGCGAGCCUCAUUCAGAUCAUCAAAGCUGGUACCCAAGCGUACAAUACGAUCAAGGAGAUAAACAGAAGUCAAACCGGCAUGACUGAUGCAACAUAUCAUUCGAAAGAAUUAGCUAGAGCUAUGGAGGAUGUGUCCUUGAAGCUCGAGAGAUGUAACAGCAAUUCAAUGAAUGAUAGCGAGCAAACUCUGUGCGCUUUGGCGGUGAAGUGCCGUCAGCUUUCUGAAGAUAUCAUACGCCUGUCCGAGAGGUUGACCAAUAAAUCGAGAUCUUGGGAUCUAUUAUUCUGGAUGGUGCAGUACGACAAGUAUGAGAAAGAGAAGCUGAUGCUGGAAAGCAAACUCGUUGCGUACCGCGACCAGCUUGGGAUACAUAUGACCUAUCUCUUCAAUCAGAAGACCCAAGAAAAGCUCAAUAGUCUUGGUAAAAAUGCCUCCUCACAGCUUCAUUUGUUGCAAGACUUGCAGAACGAUCUCAAUAUCAUCUCCCAAAAUUCCAUUGUCGCUUCUCUUAGCAGCGAUGCUUUGGAGCAGAUUGGGAGAUUAUCGGAAAUUCCCGAAAAAGCGAUUGAAGCUAUUGCAAGAAGUCAUAUUGAAUGCAGGCUUUCCAUAAAGGAUACAGAAGCAAGAUUCGAUAAUGUUGAGACAGCGCAUGCCGAAACUUUUCGAUGGAUAUUGGAAGAAGAUCAGCAAUGCAAUGACCCUGCUCUUCUCGCUGUGCGUGAGCACCUAGUCGGCUGGCUGUCCAAUGGAUCCGGAUAUUUCCAUAUUUUGGGCAAGCCUGGGUCUGGGAAGUCAACAUUGAUGAAAUUUCUGAUUAGGAGCACGGUGACUAGGGUGAAGCUCCUAGAAUGGGCUGGAGAACACCACCUGAUCAUGGCCUACUUCUUCUUUUGGAAGCCUGGAGAUCCUCACCAAAAAUUACUUCGCGGAUUGAUGACAUCUAUACUGCUUGCAGCUGUACAAAAUUACCCGGGGCUUACUGAAACUCUUUUCCCAACUCAGUGGAAAUCGGAAGUGGAUCAUAUUCUUACCGUUGGUCAUUCACAUAUCCGAACCAAACACAGGUUCAGAGAAGACGAAAUCAAUGAUGCUUUUAAGAAACUUCUUGAAGAUCCACAAGUUGGCCAAUCCCAUCGUCUUUGUUUCUUCCUCGAUGGUUUGGACGAGCAUGAAGAGGAGUCUAUAAAUCAGGAUCACUUCUACCUAGUCAAUGAGCUCAAGCAAUUCAUUUCACUUGGCAAUGGAAGACUCAAAAUGUGUUUAUCGAGUCGAGAAGAAAAUGCCUUUGAAUUCAACACCCGUCAUCAAAUACGACUACAAGAUUUAACGAGAAAAGAUAUGGAGCGGUUUGUCCGGGCUCGACUGAAUGAGUUCAAAAGCAACACAGAAGUAAAUUUCUUGGCUUCCGAAGUCACUGCACGUGCUGAAGGUGUCUUCCUGUGGACCUCAUUAGUCGUGGUGCGGCUAUGCGAAUGUUUGGCUGCCGACUCAGGGUCAAAUAAGCUAAUGGAAGAGCUCAAGUCGUUACCAACCCGGCUUAAAGACUUAUACAAAAGUCUUCUGAAUUCGAUAAGCCCGUCUACGCAGCAGUUGACCUAUCUAGUCUUUUCUUUAAUAUUACAGUUGGCUGAGUACAGGACUACAUUACCACCACUACUAUGUCUCUUUCUAGAGGACUACAACGAAGACCCGGAAUUCAUCAGGAACCACCCGAAAUUUUCCGACCGUUGCCGCUCAAAAGAUGAGGGGAAAUAUCAAUCCUAUGACAAUCAUUUCAUAGCUUCUCAAAAGCUCAUAAGAAGUUACUGCAUGGGGUUGGUCGAAAUUCGAGGAAAAUCCCUUGAUACCUCUCAGCAUCACGAUCAUGUUGUCUUCACACAUCGAAGCAUUCUGGAGUUCCUCCAGAUCGAAAAUUCCAAGGAGAUGAACGCUCACAAUCAUGAUUUCAAAUUAGCCCAUGCUUAUCCACGGCUUCUUUAUGCGACUUUGAGUAUAUGUGGCUUCUCUGAAUCCAUGGACUGGUUUUCACAUCCAGUUACUUUAUCUGCAGUGAUACAUGAGUCGCGAAGUACUACCGAUCAUGAUAUCGUUGCGAAAUUAGAAGCAAAGCUGAUGCCACACUAUGAUUAUAUCUUCCUUUUUCGUGAUCGACGCUUGUCCCUGGAUAGCUCGGUAUGGUGGACUAUCUGUGAAAUCUUGGGUUGGGGCGAAAAUGUGACGCCUACUGUCCGUGUUCUCACACCUUCACCGCUCCUUGUCAUGGCCGGCGGAGGAGAAGGUCAUUACCUUAGGCACUACAUGGAUAAUCAUGAGUAUUCUCAAGUUCAUCGAUCCAUCCGCGGCCAUUUACCAUUAUGCCUCUUACAGGGUAUUGUGAGGGCUUCUCUCGAAGACUGUAACGUCUUCCUCGAGUGCUUAAGCCACUCUCUCAAUCUGGCUCCCCUUGACAUACCUCCGAGAAAUUGGGAAUUUGGAAUCGGCGCCAUUCUAAGUGGAUAUAUGAAGAUAAUCAACGAAAAACACGCAGCCACCAUCGGACGAGCAAUCGAGCAUUUGACCAAGAAUCUGAGCGUGGAAUACUUUUUGUUCGAUUGCCAGCUGUAUUUGAACAAUAUAUUCUUUGAUUGGGCCGGGGACUUUUGGCCUGAGAAACCUCAUUUAGAAUGGCAAGGGCCGCAAGGCGUGGAGCGAUACUUUCAGGGGCGCAACAGCAUCCACUUUUGGGAUAUUAUUCAGACUUGGAUCGAAGACUGGGAACUACCCAACGAAAAAGAACUUAUAGCUUGCGCCGCAUCUCAUGCGCAACAACUUCAGGCUUUGAAAGGACAAAAUCGUGAGUUCUGUCCUUGCUUAACCAGAAAACUCAAAGAAGAAUCAGAUGGCUUCGACGACGGCAGCUCUCAAUUGCCACUUCUACUCACCUCACCGGGUCUUCUUGCACCAUCGAGCCGACUCAAGGUCACAAACUUGGAUGACGCCACAGUAAAAGAGCAUGCAACAGAAGACUCCGGCUUGGAGCAGGAUCCUACCGAAAUCCCGGACAAGAGUAUUUCCCCUUCGAUGCCACAAAAAACUCAGUGGACUCGGAUGAACUGGCUUAUGAUGGGUUUUGCGCUUCUUGCUGCAAUCUUGCUAGCAUGGAUGAGAUGA